UUCGCCAUUUUUAAGACGGUUACACGAAGAAGUCAGUGUUGGAAGAACAUGGCGACAUCCAUUUGUAGGACGUUGAAAUACUUUCAACCGAUAACAUGUCAAAAUAUUAAGUAUGCCGCGUCGUUGCUGGACGUGCGGUUGGUUCCGGUGUUGGUUCCGAUCCGCACGAAGAAGCGCUACUUCAUUCCUCCAGCGGUGAAUGUGAAAGAGAGAACACAGACCGACCAGGAGGCUAAAGCCCGGGCUGCGGGGGUGGUGGUCCGACAGCAGUACAUAGAGAGACCCAUCAACAUCUCGUGCACAGCUGGAAUCUUUGAUCCGUACGUUCCUCCUGAAGGAGAUGCUCGCCUCUCCACUCUGUCCAAAGAAGGUCUGAAACAGCGCACAGAACAGCUGCGUCAGAGUGCAGCGUCACAGCUGUCGAUUCGUAAAAUAAAGGAUCAUGACCCCGAUUUCUCCACUAAAGCAUUUCCAGCACUAGCUCAACAGAUCUUCAUAGACGCUCAUGCAGCACUCACACAAUUUAACAAAGAAAAGCUCCAUUCUUUGGUGACAGAGAGGUGUUAUCCUGAGAUGGUUCGCGGGAACCGUUAUAAGACUCUACGCUGGCGCUUCAUUGAAUCACUGGAGCCGCCACGGGUGGUUCAUACACGGUGUCCUGACAUGAUCAGCAAGGGCAACCUGUAUGGCCAGGUGACUCUCCGCAUGCAUUCUAGACAGACAUUAGCAGUCUAUGACCGUUUUGGCCGGUUGAUGCUGGGGGAUGAGGAUGAACCCAGAGAUGUCCUGGAAUACCUAGUGCUGGAGAGGCAUCUGGUCAACCCUUAUGGAUGCUGGAGACUUCACGGAAAGAUUGUUCCAGCAUGGGCUCCCCCAAAAGAUCCCAUUAUUAAGACUGUCAUGAUUCCUGGUCCGAAGCUGAAGCCCGAUGAUGAGUUUGAGAAUCUGAAUUACCAGGUACCAAAGCCGAAGGCAGUGCAGUGGAAUAAGUAAUUCUGAAUGUGGUGCCUUACUCCGCCCAACACAGGUCCACUCUGUACAGACUGAUUCCUGAUAAUCAAAAUAAAUAUUACUGUAUUUAUUAAA
Rhinichthys klamathensis goyatoka is the source of this 1086-nucleotide messenger RNA. RefSeq names its product mitochondrial ribosomal protein L45 (gene mrpl45). Lineage: Eukaryota; Metazoa; Chordata; Actinopteri; Cypriniformes; Leuciscidae. The record is from RefSeq and is a predicted model, not a curated record. The transcript has 8 exons. Gene Ontology annotation, cellular component: mitochondrion. The coding region runs from base 49 to 993 and encodes 314 amino acids.